CUUCGUUUUAAUGUGGUUAGGAAUCACGCUGGAUUGAAACUCCGACCUCGAAACAACGUCAAACCGGUUACCGGGGGUACAUGAAAAACCAGCAACUGUAAGAAAACCACUACUCCCUAAAUAAAGCAUAGAUAUCCACACUGGAGAUCUUAAUCGUACGCCUGCCUAAAAGAUACUUACCCAGUCUUCAAUUAACGUACACCCACUUUCAGAAACUAGGAAAGUUUCUUUUCCUCCAGUCCAGUAUUCACUCUACUCCAGUCCAGAACUGAACCCUAGCCGUACUCCACCUACUCCUACUAUCAACUUCAAUCUGGUUUACGGUACAUAACCUUUCUUCUCCUCUCAGAACUCAUAUCGGCCGUAUGUUUAUCUAUUGCCUCUACAUGAUCACGUGGUUUGGUACAUGGCAUCACUUUUUGUGUUUACAAGGGGGACUGGAGGAGGAGUAAAAGCUGAUUUCUGGGUUGUUUGGUGCAUAGAUCUGUACUUGCUUUUGGAUUUCAGUGCUGGGUUUUUGUUUUGAACUCAGACCUAGGAUUUACUACUUUAAGAGGGUAGCAGUGACAAGGGUUUCGUUGGAAACCAAGGAAAACCCACAAGAGCUUAUGUUUGCUAGCUGGGUUUAUUAGUGCUGGUUUAGGAAAUGAGAUAAGGUUUUGGAUUCUCUCUGUUGGAUUUGGGGACCUCUCUCUCUCUCUCUCUCUCUUCAUUAGAUCUCACCAUCCCUGACUACGUACUCAGCUACCAACAAAGUAAAGUACAAAAAAGGGAGCAGAUAGAGGCAGCUACGUACCUAGGUCUAUCUUUCAACUUUGGAGCGGUGUAAUCUUGAAAUAGAUUUUCCUCCAAUGUGAAGGGAGAGAGAGAGAGAGAGAGAGAGAGAGAGAGAGCAAAACUACACAUGGCGAACCGGUGGUGGGCCGGAAAUGUGUCGAUGAGAAACGCGACGGAAGAUGACAAUGGUACUGGGGGAUCAAACAGUAGUGGAAGCAACCAAACACACGGAGGAGGAGAUGAAGAAAGCCAAGAAAAUACUAAUCAACAACCAGCAGAAGGCAAAACCCCCGGAGACUCGAAACCGGGGAGCUCCGGCCGCCGGCCCAGAGGCCGACCGGCCGGUUCGAAAAACAAGCCGAAGCCUCCGGUCGUCAUCACGAAGGAAAGCCCCAACGCCCUCCGUAGCCACAUACUGGAAAUCACCAGCGGCAGUGACGUCUCCGAGAGCAUCGCCGCCUUCGCCCAGCGGCGCCACCGCGGUGUCUCGGUGCUCAGCGGCAGCGGCGUCGUCACCAACGUGAACCUCCGCCAGCCGGCCGCCCCGGGUGGAGUGAUCACGCUCCACGGGAGGUUCGAGAUACUGUCCUUGUCGGGGGCUUUUUUACCUGGACCGUCCCCGCCCGGGGCGACCGGGCUGACGGUGUACUUGGCGGGCGGGCAGGGGCAGGUUGUGGGAGGGAAUGUGGUGGGGCCGUUGGUGGCGUCAGGGCCGGUGAUGGUUGUUGCGGCGACGUUUUCGAAUGCUACUUACGAGCGACUGCCUCUGGAGGAAGAGGCCGCGGGGGGAGGAGAAGGAAUGGAAUUGCAGCCGCCGUUGAUGGGUAGUGGGAGUGGUUCGGGUUCUCAAACGCACACCUUGGUUAAUCCUUCAGGGACUAUGCCGAUGUAUAAUCUGCCUCCUAAUUUGAUGCCCAGUAGUGGUGGUCAGAUGACUUAUGGCGGCCAUGAUGUGUUUUGGGCUCCUCCUCCACACCCCCCUCCCUCUUAUUGAUUCUAGAGGUAGAGAGAGGGGGGGAGGAGAGAGAGGAGACCUGUUUGUUUAUUUGUUGAGUAUGUCCGUGGUUCUUGUAAUCAUGGAAAGCAUGGUAGAACAUUUUGUGGAGUUUUAUGGGUACUCCUAUUGGGCAUCACAGUUUCUCAUGAUCUCUUAGGUGGUUUUUUUUUAAAAUUAUUUUGUCUUGGUUUUUUGGACUUUGGUGGAUUGUUCAUAGUGCUGUCUUCACUUCUUUUACUUUGUUGUAGAAUUUUUCUUUUGCAAUGGUGCAGGCGAUGCAUGACAAUGUAGUGAAGAAUUAACUGGAUGCGGAAGCCAUUCGGUCAGUUAAGAAAAGAUCUUCCAUGGUAAAGCUCUUCAACUUA
Rhododendron vialii is the source of this 2139-nucleotide messenger RNA. Its product is annotated as AT-hook motif nuclear-localized protein 15-like. Gene Ontology annotation, cellular component: nucleus. The transcript has a single exon. Bases 905 to 1771 code for a protein of 288 amino acids. Gene Ontology annotation, molecular function: minor groove of adenine-thymine-rich DNA binding; DNA-binding transcription factor activity. The record is from RefSeq and is a predicted model, not a curated record. NCBI's taxonomy places the organism in Eukaryota, Viridiplantae, Streptophyta, Magnoliopsida, Ericales, Ericaceae.